GUUACCCGAGCGACCGCGGGGGUUCGUCCCGCCUCCGGACCUGGGUGCCAAUCGAAGAGGCGUUGCCCGGGCGACGACCCCACCUUUUCCGGUGCGGGCCCGUGGCUUCCGGCAGGGGGCCCGGCUGCGGGCGGCAGUCCAGUAGCGGCUGGGCCCGGGGGGCGCCCAAGAUGGCGGCGGGCGGCGCAGAGGGCGGCUCAGGCCCCGGCGCCGCCAUGGGGGACUGCGCGGAGAUUAAGUCGCAGUUCCGCACGCGCGAGGGUUUCUACAAGCUGCUCCCGGGCGACGGCGCCGCUCGCAGGUCGGGUCCGGCUUCCGCCCAGACCCCGGUGCCGCCUCAGCCACCGCAGCCCCCGCCCGGCCCUGCCUCCGCCACCGGUCCCGGCGCUGCAGGCCCCGCGUCGUCCCCGCCGCCCGCAGGCCCUGGACCCGGGCCCGCGCUGCCCGCCGUGCGCCUCAGCCUCGUGCGCCUCGGGGAGCCAGACAGCGCCGGGGCCGGGGAGCCGCCCGCCACGCCCGCGGGGCUGGGCUCGGGGGGAGACCGCGUCUGCUUCAACUUGGGCCGUGAGCUCUAUUUCUACCCAGGCUGUUGCCGCCGUGGGAGCCAACGGUCCAUUGACCUCAACAAGCCAAUUGACAAGCGGAUCUACAAGGGCACCCAGCCCACCUGCCAUGAUUUCAACCAGUUCACUGCUGCCACCGAGACCAUCUCGCUGCUGGUGGGCUUCUCAGCGGGUCAGGUGCAGUACCUGGAUCUCAUCAAAAAGGACACCAGCAAGCUGUUCAAUGAGGAGCGGCUGAUCGACAAGACCAAGGUGACGUAUCUGAAGUGGCUGCCGGAGUCGGAGAGCCUGUUCCUGGCAUCACACGCCAGUGGCCACCUGUACCUGUACAACGUCAGCCACCCCUGCGCCUCGGCCCCGCCCCAGUACAGCCUGCUGAAGCAGGGCGAGGGCUUCUCUGUCUAUGCUGCCAAGAGCAAGGCACCCCGCAACCCGCUGGCCAAGUGGGCGGUGGGUGAGGGGCCCCUCAACGAGUUCGCCUUCUCGCCCGAUGGCCGGCACCUGGCCUGUGUGAGCCAGGACGGCUGCCUGCGUGUCUUCCACUUCGACUCCAUGCUCCUGCGCGGGCUCAUGAAGAGCUACUUUGGGGGCCUGCUGUGUGUGUGCUGGAGCCCCGACGGCCGCUACGUGGUGACGGGUGGCGAAGAUGACCUGGUCACUGUGUGGUCCUUCACCGAGGGCCGCGUGGUGGCUCGAGGCCAUGGCCACAAGUCCUGGGUCAACGCUGUGGCCUUUGACCCCUACACCACACGGGCAGAGGAGGCGGCAACAGCAGCCGGUGCUGAUGGGGAGCGGAGCGGCGAGGAGGAGGAGGAGGAGCCCGAGGCUGCAGGCACAGGCUCGGCCGGGGGCGCCCCGCUGUCUCCACUGCCCAAGGCUGGCUCCAUUACUUACCGCUUUGGCUCGGCAGGCCAGGACACGCAGUUCUGUCUGUGGGACCUCACUGAAGACGUGCUCUACCCGCACCCGCCCCUGGCCCGCACCCGCACCCUCCCUGGCACACCUGGCACCACGCCACCGGCCGCCAGCAGCUCGAGGGGUGGCGAGCCUGGCCCAGGCCCCCUGCCUCGCUCGCUGUCUCGCUCCAACAGUCUCCCGCACCCGGCGGGCGGGGGCAAGGCGGGCGGCCCGGGUGUGGCGGCAGAGCCUGGCACACCAUUCAGCAUCGGCCGCUUCGCUACGCUCACACUGCAGGAGCGGCGGGACCGGGGGGCUGAGAAGGAGCACAAGCGCUACCACAGCCUGGGCAACAUCAGCCGGGGUGGCAGUGGCGGCAGCAGCAGCGGUGGGGAGAAGCCCAGCGGCCCUGUUCCCCGCAGUCGCCUGGACCCCGCCAAGGUGCUGGGGACCGCGCUGUGCCCGCGCAUCCAUGAGGUGCCCCUGCUGGAGCCCCUUGUGUGCAAGAAGAUCGCCCAGGAGCGGCUCACAGUCCUUCUGUUCCUGGAGGACUGCAUCAUCACUGCCUGCCAGGAGGGCCUCAUCUGCACCUGGGCCCGGCCGGGCAAGGCGUUCACAGACGAGGAGACCGAGGCCCAGACAGGGGAAGGAAGUUGGCCCAGGUCACCCAGCAAGUCAGUGGUAGAGGGCAUCUCCUCCCAACCAGGCAACUCCCCGAGUGGCACAGUGGUGUGAAGCCAUGGAUAUCGGGCCCCCCCACCCCAUGCCCCCAGCCUCCUAGCCAUAACCCUCCCCGCUGACCUCACGGAUCAACGUAUUAACAAGACUAACCAUGACGGAUGGACUGCUCCAGUCCCCCCACCUGCACAAAAUUUGGGGGCCCCCCAGACUGGCCCGGACACUGGGGCGAUGUAAUGGCCCUUGUGGCCUGAGCCUUGUCCCCCACCCACUGCCAAGUACAAUGACCUCUUCCUCUGAAACAUCAGUGUUACCCUCAUCCCUGUCCCCAGCAUGUGACUGGUCACUCCUGGGGAGAGACUCCCCACCCCUGCCACAAGAGCCCCAGGUCUGCAGUGUGCCCCUCGGUUGAGUGGGCAGGGACAGGGGUGGUCCAGCCCUCGCCCGGCCCCCACUCCAGCCACCCUUGCUAUUGUCUGUGCUUUUGAAGAGUGUUAAAUUAUGGAAGCCCCUCAGGUUCCUCCCUGUCCCGCAGGACCUCUUAUUUAUACUAAAGUUCCCUGUUUUCUCA
Messenger RNA from Nomascus leucogenys (northern white-cheeked gibbon), 2709 nucleotides. RefSeq names its product DM1 locus, WD repeat containing (gene DMWD). Lineage: Eukaryota; Metazoa; Chordata; Mammalia; Primates; Hylobatidae. Gene Ontology annotation, molecular function: protein binding. The record is from RefSeq and is a predicted model, not a curated record.